AUGGCCGCGGCUGCUGUUCAAGCUCCAUUCUACGCAGGCCCCCCCGGCCAACCAGACAUCGGAUAUGCCCCCAUUUAUGAGAGCUUUGUCGCCAGAACCAAGCGACGCCAAGAGCAGGAGAAUCUGGACAAGUCCUUACCUACAGGUUUCCCUCAGAAACUAGAGUCGAAGUUGGUAUGGGAUGGGAAUACCUUGGCCGAGCACUACGACUGGAACUACGUCUUGACAGACGCUAAUAAGAAGGAAAUUGAUGAUGCUCUCGGGCACUUCAAGUGCAUAGCCACGGGAAAGCCACUUGGAGACAUCAGCCAGGAGACAUUUCCCCUCCCAAACCUUCACAAAACUCUGCGUGAGAUCUCGGACGAGAUUCACAACGGCCACGGCAUCAAGGUUAUCCGUGGCGUUCCAGUCACAGAGUAUACCCGCGAAGAAAACGUCAUCAUCUACGCCGGAAUCUCUUCCCACGUGGCUCCGAUCCGCGGCAGACAAGACAACCAGUUUCAAGGCGAGCCGGCUGACGUUGUUCUGGCACACAUUAAAGACCUUACUAAGAUAGUCGACCCCUAUAAGAUUAGAGCGCCGGCCUACAUAACUGUUAGUAUCCCUAUUAUAGGGUAG
This is a messenger RNA of Colletotrichum lupini, 618 nucleotides long. RefSeq names its product TfdA family Taurine catabolism dioxygenase TauD. The record is from RefSeq and is a predicted model, not a curated record. NCBI's taxonomy places the organism in Eukaryota, Fungi, Ascomycota, Sordariomycetes, Glomerellales, Glomerellaceae. The transcript is spliced from 2 exons. Bases 1 to 618 code for a protein of 205 amino acids.